Xenopus tropicalis (tropical clawed frog) is the source of this 2172-nucleotide messenger RNA. It is a transcript of the gene washc1, whose product is annotated as WASH complex subunit 1. NCBI's taxonomy places the organism in Eukaryota, Metazoa, Chordata, Amphibia, Anura, Pipidae. The record is from RefSeq and is a predicted model, not a curated record. Bases 164 to 1582 code for a protein of 472 amino acids. Gene Ontology annotation, cellular component: recycling endosome membrane; cytosol; WASH complex. Gene Ontology annotation, molecular function: alpha-tubulin binding; actin binding. The transcript is spliced from 11 exons. Gene Ontology annotation, biological process: Arp2/3 complex-mediated actin nucleation.
UGGAAAGUGACUGGCUAUGAGUGGGCGCGGCCAGCUGGGAGAAGAAGUAUUGUGGCUGGUCAUGUGACGGUCAGAUGACCGAGGAGUCAGGAAGAGAGAGAGACGGGGCUGAAAGGCCAGUGGUCCGGUGCGGUGGGCUUGCCCAGCAGGGGUGGCGGAUACGAUGCCACAGAAUCGUUCAAUGGAGAGCCAGGCUUAUUCCCUUCCCCUGAUACUGCCAGACCUGCGCAGGGAGGAGGCCAUACAUCAGAUCACAGACACCUUGCAACACCUGCAGACUGUAUCCAAUGACAUAUUCAGCAGGAUUCUGCAGAGGGUGGAGACCAACAGAGGCCAACUACAGAGAAUCAAUGGCCGACUGAGCCUUGCGCAAGCAAAGAUAGAACGACUCAAAGGCAUUAAGAAAGCCAUUAAGGUGUUUUCCAGCGCUAAGUACCCGGCCCCGGAACACCUUCAGGAAUACAGUUCCGUGUUUGCUGGUGCUGAAGACGGCUGGUUGGCAAAAAAGCUGCGGCACAAAAUCCAGAGUAAGCACCGACCACUGGAUGAGCAGGCUGUUCAGGAAAAACUGAAGUAUUUCCCAGUGUGCGUGAAUACAAGAGGGCAAGAUGAGGAGAGCGCAGAAGAAGGGUUGGGCAGCCUCCCCAGAAACAUCAGUUCUGUCAGCUCCUUGCUCCUUUUCAACACAACAGAGAAUCUCUAUAAGAAGUACGUGUUCCUUGACCCACUUGCUGGGGUCGUGACUCGUACCAACCCGGCAUUAGAAGGAGAGGAUGAGGAGAAGCUUUUCGAUGCACCCCUUUCCAUCACGAAGAGGGAACAGCUGGAGCGACAGACUGCGGAGAACUACUUCUAUGUCCCAGACCUUGGGCAGGUUCCCGAAAUAGAUGUCCCGUACUCUCUGCCGGACCUGCCGGGGGUGGCUGAUGAUCUCAUGUACAGCGCCGACCUUGGGCCUGGCAUCGCUCCUUCUGCACCUGGAGUUCCUAUCCCCGAGCUUCCAACCUUCAUCACAGAGGACAUCACAGAAAACUCUAGGACAGACAGUCAGGAUGGUCGACUUCUCCCACCUCCGCCGCCACCCCCUCCUCCUCCACCUCCCCCACCCCCUCCUGAACCCAGUGUCCUGUCGCCCCCUACAUCUCUGGCCCCACCUUUGCCUAUACCUGCCCCUGCCAGGGUUGGCAGCAGCGAUGUUGGAGACCCAGGUUCUCUACAGGGGGCUCCCAAAGAAGUGGUCAAUCCCUCUGACGGAAGAGCAUCCUUGCUGGAGUCCAUCCGCCAGGCUGGGGGCAUUGGGAAAGCCAAACUGCGUAAUGUGAAGGAGAAAAAGCUAGAGAAGAAGAAGAUGAAGGAGCAGGAACAGGUGCGAGCAACAGGAGGCGGUGGCGACCUGAUGUCCGAUCUCUUUAAUAAGUUGGCGAUGAGACGCAAAGGCAUAUCGGGAAAGGGUCCAGCUGCCGGAGAAGCAAGUGGGGACGGUCCUACAGGCGCCUUUGCUCGCAUUUCCGACACCAUUCCCCCGCUACCCCCACCGGAUCAGGCCUCGGGAGAUGGAGAUGAGGAAGACUGGGAGUCUUAGCCGUGGUGUCCCAUCCUGAGGAACCCCUGCCAAGGAUUUGUACUGUUCCACAUUCUAGAUCAGGCACAGUCCAUUAGCACAGGCCUAGAGGUCUUCUGAUGGACUGGAACCUGUCAGAUCAGCACCACCAUUGACACCAAGGAAAAUCAGCUUCAGAUGUUGCUGGUUAUGAAGGAACUUUUUUGCAUCUUUUUUCAUUUUUAUAAACGUUUAGAGCUUUUGAGGAGCAGCUGCUUGUAUUGAUGCCCCUUUAUCAUUUUCCUCCUGCUUCCAUUGGCUGGCACCAACCAUAGCCAUUUUUUUUUUUACUGCCUCUCCUCAUUAGCCCUGGGAAUAGGCAGGUAUUUAUCACUGUGAUAACAUAAGCAAUGUCCGACUUACUAUCUCACUACAACCCCAUUGUUUAUUAUUCCGUCUAUAAUUCAUUAUCAUUGCCGGUAUUCUACUGGGUGCAUUCAUGGUCCUAUCAAGUUCUCGGAGCUUUAGUCGCACUGAACGAAACAAGGAAGGGUCCCAUAUAACUUCAGUCUUCAUUAAUUUGCCUGUGGGUAUGUGCCUAAUGGAAAGAUUAAACUCUGAAUAUUAUUUUU